AUGCCAAAUCCCCAAUUACACGUGGGAACGGAGAAUGGGUCACACGCGGCUAGUAGCGCGUGGAAGCAAAGACACCCAUGGAGAGACGGUAGAAGAAAUCGAAUCCGGGAGAUUCAUGGUUUCAUUGGGACAGUCUAUGGCAACGAUCUCACCGCCGUUUUCAUCUCCAUCGGGUCUUCCGAGGUCUCAACACACUUCUCCCGGUUCCUAUUGGAUCCAAUUUCUCUUCCUCUUCCUCGGAUUCGGCUUAGCAUGCUCACGGGUUUACAACAUGGUAUCCUGGCAAUGUGGUUCCGUACGAGGGUGUAUUGUCUGAAGACGAAAAAGGUCGAAGAAGUUGCAAAGAUCACUUGUAAGUCGGGAUAUGUUUAUGGUAGUGCAAGGGUCGCCUCCUUAUUGGCUUUGCGUUUGCUUUUGACGGUUUCGCUAACGGUUUUCUCGGCAGUGGACCAAAGUUGAUUUGAUUUUUGAGGUGGAGUUAGUAGCUUGCAGGCCAAGAAAGGGUUUCUUGUGUGUGGGAACUGUCUCUAAGGAGAGAGAGCAUGGCUUGAGUAAAGCAUUACUACACCACUGAUUACUGUGUUGAAGCAGCCAUAACAAUAUGUAUUUAUCAUGUUUGAUGAAUGCAGAUCACUGAAGAAACAGAGGAAAGACAAGAGGUCAAGGCAAGGGCAAGGGCAAGGGCAAAUGCAAAGCCUUGAACAAAUAUAAAGGCCUAUAUUCAUUCUAUUUUUGUUGAUUAAAAUGUUAAUUUUUUAUAGUGGUUUAUAUUAUAUCCUUUUUUUUU
This is a messenger RNA of Tarenaya hassleriana, 787 nucleotides long. RefSeq lists its product as uncharacterized. NCBI's taxonomy places the organism in Eukaryota, Viridiplantae, Streptophyta, Magnoliopsida, Brassicales, Cleomaceae. Bases 1 to 459 code for a protein of 152 amino acids. The record is from RefSeq and is a predicted model, not a curated record. The transcript has 3 exons.